Molecule: messenger RNA, 459 nt
Organism: Pyricularia grisea
Lineage: Eukaryota; Fungi; Ascomycota; Sordariomycetes; Magnaporthales; Pyriculariaceae
Exons: 1
Coding region: 1-459 (152 amino acids)
Source: RefSeq, a predicted model, not a curated record
AUGUAUCCCCAUUUCCUUCUUGCUUCCGCCCUCUUAUUGAGCAACUCUUUUACCAUGGCACAGUGGUUAUAUCGCUCCGAUUCCCGGGAUCCUGACGUGAUAAGGGAAUGCGGAGGCUUCAAAAUAGGCUGCCCGCGAUAUAUACCUCACGGCUUCGAGCCUUUCCAUUAUAUGCAAAACAAUCUAAAUGACCCUUGGGGAGCAACAUGGGACAGCGUGGCGGUCGCGGGAGAAUACCUAUGCAGAUACGCUCCCUUUCAUCAUGGGUGGAUGUAUGCGCUUAAGGUAAAGCGCUCUGAUGUCCCCCCGAGAAUCGACUGGAAGAGCCAGCCCGACAUAUCAAAACACACCUGGGAGAUGGUCAGUGUAUUUCAACGUUCAGGACGCGUUGAUGAGCAACAACAGGACCCCAGCAUCGGAAAUUGGAUCGAAAACCCCGAUCACCGCCCUGUACGCUAG